This is a messenger RNA of Psammomys obesus (fat sand rat), 1160 nucleotides long. It is a transcript of the gene Mthfd2l, whose product is annotated as methylenetetrahydrofolate dehydrogenase (NADP+ dependent) 2 like. The record is from RefSeq and is a predicted model, not a curated record. Gene Ontology annotation, biological process: tetrahydrofolate interconversion. Gene Ontology annotation, cellular component: mitochondrion. Bases 32 to 901 code for a protein of 289 amino acids. Gene Ontology annotation, molecular function: methylenetetrahydrofolate dehydrogenase (NAD+) activity; methylenetetrahydrofolate dehydrogenase (NADP+) activity; methenyltetrahydrofolate cyclohydrolase activity. Lineage: Eukaryota; Metazoa; Chordata; Mammalia; Rodentia; Muridae. The transcript is spliced from 7 exons.
CCAUGAAGCCAUUAUCAUCUCGGGCACCGAAAUGGCCAGACAAAUCCAGAAAGAGAUACAGCAAGGUGUGGAAUCGUGGAUUGCUCUUGGGAACAGGAGGCCUCACCUCAGUAUCCUUUUAGUCGGAGACAACCCAGCAAGCCACACCUAUGUCAGGAACAAGAUAAAAGCUGCUUCUGCCGUAGGUAUCUGCAGUGAGCUCAUUCUAAAGCCCAAGAAUGUUUCCCAGGAGGAACUUUUGGAUAUCACCGACCAGCUGAACAUGGACCCGAGAGUCAGUGGGAUAUUAGUCCAGCUGCCACUUCCAGACCACGUGGAUGAGAGAACAAUAUGCAAUGGAAUUUCCCCAGAGAAAGACGUGGAUGGAUUUCAUAUUAUCAAUAUUGGAAGACUGUGCCUUGAUCAGCAUUCUCUGAUACCUGCCACUGCCAGUGCUGUUUGGGAAAUAAUAAAACGAGCAGGAAUUGAAACUUUUGGGAAGAAUGUGGUCGUGGUGGGAAGAUCCAAGAACGUGGGCAUGCCAAUCGCCAUGCUGCUGCACACGGAUGGAGGGCACGCGCGUCCUGGAGGUGACGCAACUGUGACAAUAGCUCACAGGUACACUCCCAGAGAACAACUGAAGGUCCACACUCAGCUGGCGGAUAUUAUCAUAGUGGCUGCAGGAAUCCCCAGGCUGAUUACGGCUGACAUGGUUAGAGAAGGCGCAGCAGUAAUUGAUGUGGGUAUCAACUAUAUCCAAGAUGCUAUGACAGGAAAGACAAAACUAGUAGGAGAUGUGGACUUUGAAGCUGUGAAGAAGAAAGCCAGCUUUAUCACUCCUGUCCCGGGAGGGGUGGGGCCCAUGACGGUGGCCAUGCUUCUGAAGAACACACUUCUGGCUGCGAAGAACACUGUCUACUAGAUCAUACGGGAGCACAUAAAACGAAUGCUGCUGAUUAUUUAUUUGUCAACAGGCAAAAUCCUUUCUAUUUUACUACAAAGUUAUUUAUUUCUACAUUGUAUUUAUUUUUUCAUGAGUGGAAUCAUUGUGGAACUGAUUAUUUUCACAACUUUCUGGAUUUCUUGCUAAUAGAUUUUGAGUUUAAAAAAACAAAAACAACAAUCCCAAUGACAACUUUGGUAACAAUUCUUUAUUUUAUGGAUAUUUGAUCAUAAUGUUA